CAAAGGCCACUGCACUGGCGAACACUCUGACUCUGAUUGCUGAUUCUUGCUUGCUUUCGCUUUGCACAUCCUUUGCCCAAAUGUUACGCUCCUAGACUCGGUCAGAGGGCGCAAUGACUUGUUUGUGUGGGCGCGAUAUACGCAGGGAGAGGUCGGGACUGUUUUCAUAGCCAUUCACAUCCAAGGAAGGUCACACAAAGCCAGUGAUUGAUGGCUGUGUGAAUGCGCAUAUGCGCGUGUGCACUCCUCAAGUGCGGAUUUUCCGUGUGUAGAUCUACGCUUUGGGGCAUUGGUGAGAUGGGAGCGUCAUGAAAGAUUAGAAAAUUUCUGCUGCAUGCUGAUUGAGCACUGAAGCUGCUGAGCGGGCUCGCCGAUCUGCUUUGACAAAUGUCUGUCGACGGUAUUCACGAAACGUAGUUUUCUUGGUUGUGUUUACGCACACUUCCUCAUUGUGAGGAGAAAGAGAUAUUUUCCUCCUCUGUCUUCCCGCCUCCGGCAAGCGGACGUUGGUGUCCGAGCGCUUACUGUCCGCCAUGCGCCCCACCAGCCGGUGUUCAGACAGGGGAGUGGCGCUAUUCGGCUCUGCAUCAGACCUUUUCCUGCUGGUCAUCCUCAUCAGCGCAACAUUUAUUGACAGCAGCAAUGGAAGCAGCAGGCUGUUGCAGCGACGGGCCACAGUGCAACAGGCAAGAUGCGUUUCUGCAUGUCUUGGAGAGAUAAAAGUAACCGGUACCCAGUCAGUGGAGCAGGUUUGCAAUGCUAACCAAACCUGCAUUAUGUGCACGGCUUUUUGCCUGGAGGAUGGAACGCGCUUUCGCCUCACUGAUCAAACCACAUGCUUGGGAGAAUGUGGGACUGCAGCGUUUUGUACGGUUGCCUGUUCGUUCUUCUCUUCUUCGGACAUGCCGCGAGAUGCUCUCCAGCGCUCUCCGCACACCAGAUGGAACAUCACCGGUCAACGGAUCUCCAUGACCUGGCAGACACCGUUUCAAAUUGCGACAGAUACGUAUCUGGUGUGCAUAUCGAGCAGUGUACCAUGCGACAGUACCUUCACCAGCAUGGUCUACCUGUUGGCUAUCGGCGAGUUCAGUGCGGAAGUGCCGGCGAAUUCAGCAUCUCUCGGCCAGCAAGUGCACAUAGCACAGGUCUCCGCUGCAGGCACUUCAGGUUUCAGUCCAGCAUCUGUUCUUCUUCCAGGCCCGGUCUCAGACAUCAUGGUGAGCAAAACGUUCUACAGCGCACUUGACAGGAGGACCUUUGUUAACAUUUCAUGGAGCUCAGAUGAAGAUGACGGCUACACGGCUGCUCGUCAGUACAGUGUUGUUGUGGAACACGAGGACACGUCCAUCCCACGUGGAAACGAUGCAUGCACACGCUAUAUAAGACGCCAUACGAUAACAGAUUUCGUCAUUAUUGAAAUGCUUGGCGGUGGAUUAGACUUUGAUUGUGACUAUGAUAUCAUGAUCACACCAAUGUUGCCAAAUGGUGAAGCCGUAAAUGGCAGCACCACCAUCCUGGAGGACCAUUAUAUCCGAGGAAAUGUGAGGCCGCCACCUGAUGAAAGCAAGCGGUUAUGUCUGUUCUAUAACAUCCGCCACGAUCUCAACGUGACCAUUUCGGCCGGACCCGUUGGCAGUCGAGGCAUAUCGAUCAAGUGGGGCUGGUGGAGCUUUAAUCAGACCUUGCCCGUGUAUGACUUUGUCUCCUCUCUGGGUCAGUUCACUGUCGGACUGUUUGAUCUGAGCUACAGUCAAGCGGCUCCCAGGGUUUUGAUACCCUCCUUGGAUCCUAUCAGGGUUGACUCAGAGAACUCUCUCACAACGGACAUCAAUGUGGAUAUUACCGCAGGCAACACAUAUAUAGCCUAUGUAACCUUCCAUCUGUUCACAUCGGAUCCAGUCCCACAAACCGGCCGAUACCAAGAUGUAUGCACCUCACCCAAUACCAUUCUCCAGACAGCAGUGGAAGAACCACCUCGUACAACAUCUACAGUGUCCACCCUAACCCGACCAGACACAGGUGAAACCACUCCUGGCGUGGCCGAGAAGGGUUCUGAAUCUCUUCUGAUCACCGUGGUUGUGCCGGCUGUUGCUUCCCUGGCCGUCAUACUCAUAAUCGCCAUCGUUGCCUGCGUGCACUGCAACAAGCAGCAAAAACUCUCACCGAAUCAUAUGAGUCCCGUAUCGAACGGUACCCUGGUCAGCAUGGCGAUUAGUGACAUCACCGCCUCGACGGACAUCGGCAAUAGUUCCAUCGCUCUCGACGGGCCUUCGGAUAUCGUCAGGCCUAUCCCCGACAUCUGGGAGGUGCCGCGUAAGAGUGUACACCUCCUGGAUCAGCUUGGACGUGGUGCAUUUGGUCAGGUGAUCCGCGCUCAGCUAGACAAUCCCCCUCGAUUAGGAGUGGACAGGUGUGAGGUAGCAGUCAAGAAACUCUUCGACACUGCCAAUAGCUAUGACAAGAGCGACUUGCUGGAUGAGAUCAGCCGCAUGAAGGACAUUGCAUCUGCUGGUGGGCAUCGGCAUCUUGUCAGAUUCGUCGCUUGCUGCACUCAGGACGACCCCAUUUACUUGAUGUCCGAAUGCAUAGCGCACGGCAGUCUCAAGGACCUUCUGCAGCGAACCAGACAAGCGAUUCCGAAUGAUCCUACACUAAGUGGACUGGAGGCGCAGGGAAAGCCGAGGAUAGCGCUGGCAGAUGGUCAAAUUCAUCCGGCCGAAGCAUGUGACUUUGCUCGGCAAAUUGCUGAAGGCAUGGCUUUCCUAACCCACAUGCGCAUGAUUCACCGUGACCUGGCCACACGGAACAUCUUGGUGGACAGGGGAAAGGUGCUGAAAGUGUCAGACUUCGGCAUGACUCGAGAUGUCUAUGAAGAUCCAGAUGAGGUCUACAUCAAGACGACAGGAGGGAAAGUCCCCAUUAGAUGGAUGUCCAUCGAGGCGCUCACACUCAGAACGUAUUCCUCGGAGAGUGACAUGUGGGCAUUCGGAGUGGUGCUCUGGGAGAUAGCUACACUAGCAAAAUUCCCCUACAGCGGCAUACAGAAUCGUGAGCUGAUCAGUGAGCUUCGCGGCGGAAUGCGCAUGGAGAAGCCACGUGGAUGUCCUGAUGAAACGUAUGAGAUUAUGUUACAGUGCUGGAACGAAGACCCGGACCGUAGACCUCGCUUCUCCGAGCUCGUCACGGUGUUUGAGGACCUGCCCCAGAAGCUGGAUCUGAAGAAGAAAUCGCGGCGGCCCUCGUUGCGUUCGCUGCGGCGGCCGUACGCGUUCCCGCGGAUCACCGCAAACCUGAAGACCGGGAAGAUGCAGGCACCGCAGGCACCUGCAGCACCGGCUCCCAUCCGCCCGGGUCAAUCCUCCGUGCAGCAAUCAUCACCAGUCCCGACGAGAGUGAAUACCAACUUCCAACCCAACACAGUCGAAGCCAUAUAAGGAAAGUGUGGAGGAGCCCCUGAAAAGAUCUUUGUCGUUGCCGUCCAGUUUUUGCACUGCGAACAACCUUGAAAUUUCGCUACGUUGUGUCCAAUUUACGUAUAAAUUUAUGGAGCAUGACAACUUCUAAAUCCAUGUUUGAUAUAACCAUCAGUCUAUGAAGCAGUAUUCCCUACUUUCCCUCUUCCAGAUUAUUCUAAAUUCUUAUCCAGAAAUAUUCUGUCAUCAACACUGUGGCAUGGUUGCCUCAACUCAGAGAUCGAUCCAGCUAUGAAUUAUUAAUUUUAGAAUUGUUUCUAUCGCUUUGCGCACUGUUGAAAUGGUGCGGCUAGCCCUCCCUGUAUGUUUGUAAGGCCUAGGCAUAGACAAGUAUGGUGCAGUUGAACUGUUCAGUCAUUACAGUAGAUGGUUGGUUACGACCUGAGGCAAUUCUCAGGUUGCCAGCUUCCGAGACAAUACGGAUUAGUUUUGAUAUCUUGAGAAUGUUCUGUAUUUCCCCAUAGUUUUAUUGCAACCGGAUGACAAGAUGCGAGAAUUGCAUACACCUA
This is a messenger RNA of Sycon ciliatum, 3982 nucleotides long. RefSeq lists its product as uncharacterized. The transcript is spliced from 21 exons. The record is from RefSeq and is a predicted model, not a curated record. Gene Ontology annotation, biological process: cell surface receptor protein tyrosine kinase signaling pathway; multicellular organism development; positive regulation of kinase activity. Gene Ontology annotation, cellular component: plasma membrane; signaling receptor complex. Gene Ontology annotation, molecular function: ATP binding; transmembrane receptor protein tyrosine kinase activity. The coding region runs from base 534 to 3434 and encodes 966 amino acids. Lineage: Eukaryota; Metazoa; Porifera; Calcarea; Leucosolenida; Sycettidae.